Molecule: messenger RNA, 2023 nt
Organism: Nothobranchius furzeri (turquoise killifish)
Lineage: Eukaryota; Metazoa; Chordata; Actinopteri; Cyprinodontiformes; Nothobranchiidae
Product: PRELI domain containing protein 3A
Biological process (GO): phospholipid transport
Cellular component (GO): mitochondrial intermembrane space
Molecular function (GO): phosphatidic acid transfer activity
Source: RefSeq, a predicted model, not a curated record
AAAUCAAUCCCAGCAAUAUUUGGCGUCUACUUGGUAAAAAAAUUGAUGCGUCCUCGCUUGGAAUGUUUUUUUUCAAUGCAUGCGCGCUCCCGACACAAGACCACACAUUCAAAUACCUUGGCGCAACACCGGAAGUGAAGAUGGCUGUGGACGGUUCCUGGAUGACUCACUGUCGUAAAAUCACCGUCAAUUUGUUUAAUAGCUAAAAUUAAAUUACAUUUGGAGCUAAACGUGAUAGUGAUAUUUAAUCAAGCAAUACUGUUCAGCCUAAUGAAUGUAUACGGCUAAAAUGUAAGAUUUAAAAUUACUUCAAGGUAUUUUAUUUUGAAACUCUGAGCGAGAACCUCUCGCCCUUGGACAUUUAUCUUGACUAUCGGCGUUACUGGUCCACCGGCUCUUUUCCCAACUCUCAUCUGUCCGUUAAAUGUUGUUUUGUGCCAGUUGUCGCUGAGACAGGUGUAUCAGCGGGAAACGUCUCUGUCCUCACGUGACUCCGACAUGCCCGCGCGAGCGGAGAUGGCUCCUCUGGAAUCAUCUCGCUGACACAUCCCAGGCCUCAUUCGAACAACUUGUUCCGUGAGUGGUGAUGAGGAUGAAGGCAGUCCGGUGAGGAGAUGUAGCUUCGGAUUAGGGCCAGGACAGCCGUUCUAAUAAUGAAGAUCUGGAGCACCGAACAUGCAUUCAGCUACCCCUGGGAGACGGUGAUCAAGGCUGCAAUGAGAAAAUACCCCAACCCCAUGAACCCCAACGUGGUCGGGGUGGACGUUCUGGACCGCAGUCUGGACUCAGAGGGUCGCCUCCACAGCCACAGACUCCUCAGCACAGAGUGGGGGCUACCGGGUAUCGUACGAGCGAUACUGGGAACCAACCACACUCAGACUUAUGUAAAGGAACUCUCCAUAGUCGACCCCAGCCAGAAAAAGAUGGAGUUGUGUUCAUCUAAUAUAACUCUCACCAACCUCAUAUCAGUGGACGAGAGGCUUGUUUACAGACCACACCCACAAAACCCUGAGGUCACCGUCCUGACACAGGAAGCCAUCAUUACAGUGAAGGGAGUCAGUCUGGGCAGUUAUCUGGAGGGGAUGAUGGUCCGGAGCAUGUCCGCCAACGCCCGGAAGGGGUGGGACGCUAUUGAGUGGAUUAUUCAGAACUCCGAGAGGGAACGUUCAUCUCUGUGACAUUCACUAACGCCGGCCUCUGACUCUUCAAGAACGUCUGCUCUCCUCAGCUCCACCCGAGUUUUCAGCAUCUUUGGAUCUUCUUGCGAUGUCUGGAAGGACUUUUCACUUAGUCCAUCUAAGCAGACAAACUAGCUUCAAACCAUAGCUUUAUUCGUCGCUCUGCAUUCUGCAUUCCCUAACCCAGUAGGUUUAACAGUAUGAUGGAGAGACACUUUAGCUAGAUGUUGGUGAAAGUUAGAACUCUAGAUCCAAAUUCAGCUCACAUCUUAAAGGUGAACAAUGCAAAAGGGGGCGGCUCGUCCAAGAUUUGGGACAAUUUCAUCAAUAAGCAACAAACUUAAAAGAGAACAAUAAAAACGGAUCUAAAAGGAGAACUCCACCAUCAACACUGGCCUCUCUUAUUUAUUUCUUCUACCUGAAAGCAGCCGCUCUGUAAAACAGAUUUUUUGAGAGGGAAAAGCGGGUUACUCUCUCCCUCACACACACACAAACACACACUAUUCUUCGGAGUUCUAAUGGCCUUAAACCCCCUCCUCCCGGAGAAGUGGCAAGCCUCUGACGGUCUCAUGACUCCAAACGUAGAUGCUACCUAUGUAGAUCUUGACCAUCAGGGCAGUGCUGUAUGUGCCAUGGUGCACCUAUGUGCUAAAUGUAUUUAUAGGUAUUAUUUGCAUAAUAUUUGAUGUUAUUUAAAACAAAUGCACUGCUUUUAUUCUGUCCAUGUUACAUAAAAUGAGUUCAGUUUGUGUUUUAUUUUGGUUUUAACAUCAGAUGAUGUUUGGCUGCAGCUUUUGCUGAAACUACUAAAAUGAAUAAAUAAAAGUAUUUGUUGUUUGAGCUCA